Molecule: messenger RNA, 2129 nt
Organism: Engraulis encrasicolus (European anchovy)
Lineage: Eukaryota; Metazoa; Chordata; Actinopteri; Clupeiformes; Engraulidae
Gene: grpel1
Product: GrpE-like 1, mitochondrial
Exons: 4
Coding region: 55-699 (214 amino acids)
Biological process (GO): protein import into mitochondrial matrix; protein folding
Cellular component (GO): PAM complex, Tim23 associated import motor
Molecular function (GO): adenyl-nucleotide exchange factor activity; protein homodimerization activity; protein-folding chaperone binding
Source: RefSeq, a predicted model, not a curated record
UUUACGCACUGCGUGUUGAACUACAUUGUCCUCCAACGUGUUUCAUCAUUGAUCAUGGCUAGCUGGUGUGUACGUGCUGUAAGACAAAGCUACAACAUUGUAGCAUCUCCUGCUUUUGUCAGGGCGACUCCGCGGCUACUAUGCACAGCAGCCCAGCAAAAGACCCCUGGCUCUGCCUCGGAGGAGGAGAAGGCAGCAGAGCCCAGCGCGGCAGAGAAGGCCCUGACUGAGGAAAAGGCACAACUGGAGACACAAGUCAAAGAUCUCACAGACAAAUACAAGCGGGCGCUGGCAGACACAGAGAACCUUAGACAGAGGAGUCAGAAGAUGAUCGAGGACGCAAAGCUGUUUGGAAUUCAGGGCUUCUGCAAGGACCUGCUGGAGGUGGCGGAUAUCUUGGAGAAGGCCACAGAAUGCGUCCCCAAGGACGAGGUGACGCCACAGAACCCCCACCUGAAGAACCUGUACGACGGCCUGGUCAUGACCGAGGGCCAGAUGCAGAAGGUCUUCACCAAGCACGGCCUGGUCAAGCUCAACCCCGACGGCCAGAAAUUCGACCCCUAUGAGCACGAAGCUCUUUUCCAAGCGCCCGUGCCUGGUAAGGAGCCAGGAACCGUGGCGGCGGUGACCAAGGUCGGCUACAAACUGCACGGACGCACCCUCCGGCCAGCUCUGGUGGGCGUGGUGAAGGCCCCCUAGGGCCUCUGCCAUGGCCGGAUUGGCUUGGUGACAUCCUGUGACCUGGGCAACGGAUUUAAUUUUUACGCUUGGCAGACACCCCCCUCUGGUGGAGUCUCUGAGAGGGGUGACGAAAAUAUUUAAAUACACAGGAUUGAACUGACUGGAAAUCUCUGGACCUCAAGUUUUAAGCUUUCGUUGAAAAAUGAGCAGUGAGGGGAACAAGCACUUCAUGUCUGCAUAGAAUCAGGGUGAUAGUCAGGGUCAACUUACCGCACAUUUGUCCUGCUGUCACCAAACUGUAGUCACAAUAGACAUGUGAUUUACUCCAGUGGUCACACAUUGCUACUACAACUUUACUCAAUAAUGCUCAAUAAUGAGGUAUUUUCAGUCCCCGCUCUCUUAGUAUCCAUCAUCAAGAUCUACUGUCUUGGAAGAACAUCCUGCAACUGAGUUGAACCUUGUAUAAACAUCACAUUAACAUUUAAAUCCAGAGAUGGCAAAGCGGUGUACCACAACAUAUUAUGAUUUCAUCAAACAUGGUGAUUAUUUGGGUUGAACUGUACCUUGUGACGUUCCCAGUCUUCAACUGACAUUUCAGAGAUAUUACAGGUCAUCUUUUUUUUUUUUGAAGCAGGCUCAAAAAUGUUGCUGAUGGCGCCGCAUCAUUUUGAGCUGUGUUAAAUGAAAGGUUUUGUUGUCCCAGACUGCACUGGGUUUAUAUGGUGGGCUGGUGGAUGUUCCAAGAAGGUGGUGAAGGUAACCUACGGAAAGUGGUGAAUCUGCUAGGAGAUAUCCUGCAGGCAUAAUUUAUUUAAGGAAAUGGGGGCUAGUAAUUAGCUGAUUUCCCAAUACUUCCAACUUGACCUGGUUUGUUACUAAAACACACCUUCUUGAAACAACAUUUAGGUGGCAUCUUGUUUCAGAGUAUGUUGAAUGUGUUAAGACAUUUUUCAUUAUAAAAAAGAAACUUUUUUGAUGCAGAAGUGUUAAGAGAAUUGGUUAUUGACUGUUGUUUUUUCUGUCAAUUCAGAAUUCCUAUGAUUAUGUUGAAAAUGCAGGUGCCAUUGGUCCAACUUGUUUUAAAUGUUAAUGAAGAAAACUUGUCAGAUUACCACAGCUGAUUCGGCCAUAAAACCUGCAUUGAGGUACCAACGCAGAACAAAUUUAUUUAGUCUAUACAUAAAACUGAUGUUUUUGAAUACAAUUUGGCUACAUUCCAACAGAUGUUAAGACCUCAAUGGCAAAUUGUUCAUUUAAUAUGCCUUCUCAACCCUGGACACUGCCACGACACCGCCCUUUCCAUAAGUAUUGUCAUUAUAAUCAAAGUGCCCCAACUUUUUUAUUGAUUUACUCUUUUUGUUCUUUUGUUGAUCUGUAAAACUACACAUGACCUCAUGAGAAGUGAAUUGUGUUGGCUGUUCCUUCCAUGGCUUGUAAUGAUGAUGAAC